ACUGUGAAGUGGUCUUGAUGCGCUCAGUUCAGUCUAGUCUACGGUGUCAUGGCUUGGUGUGAUCGUGGAGUUCAGAUUGUUUUGAUGAGCCUGGGCGCAUUUGCAGCGAUCAGCCUGAUGACUGUCGCGAUCGGAACCGACUACUGGCUCUACUCUAGAGCACACAUCUGUAACACAACCAGCAACGCAACAGAUGAAACCCAAACCUUGCAGCAGCCAAAGAAAACACGAGGAGAUCUCACGCAUUCUGGACUCUGGAGGGUCUGCUGUGUCGAAGGGAUCAACAAUGGGAGCUGCUAUUGGAUCAAUCAUUUUUCUGUGGAUGAUGACUAUGACGCAGACAACUCAGAGUAUCUCCUCCGAUUAGUGCGGGCAUCCAGUCUUUUCCCCAUCCUGAGUACCAUCCUGCUUCUCUUGGGGGGACUUUGUGUUGGACUGGGCCAGAUUUACAGUAGCAGAAAUAACAUUCUCCUGAGUGCAGGAAUUCUAUUUGUAUCUGCAGGUCUUAGCAAUAUCAUCGGCAUCAUUGUUUACAUCUCCAGUAAUGCCGGAGACCCUAGUGAUAAGAAAGGAGAAGAUAAGAAAAGCCUAUACAGCUAUGGAUGGUCCUUCUACUCAGGUGUUCUCUCCUUCAUCAUGGCGGAGGCCAUCGGUGUGUUGGCAGUCAACAUCUACAUUGAAAAAAACAAAGAGGUUCAUUUCAAACACUUUGAGUUUAUUAAAACUGCCCCUUCCCCUUCAUCCUCCCCCUAUGCAAGCAUUCCAAGUUACCAUUACAGACAGCAACGAUCCCAGUCCUAUUCUCAGUCCAGAGAGCCAUCUAAAAACACUUCCCACGCCACACUUAGCAUCACCAGCUCCACGCUGCCUUUGGGGGACAUUUCAAUGUAUAUGGUAGGGAGAGAACAUCCACUAAAGGCAGGUGCUCUGGCCUCCUAUAACACUGAUCUUGAACAUCCCAACUUCCUACAAGUCCACAACCGCGUCUCUAAAGAUAUGAAGGACAGUCUAAAUCGCAGGAUCACUCCUGUGUAAAAAUGUUGUUACAUGAUGCAUUUAUAAUUAGUUACAGUUUUGCUUAAUCACUUUGGUUUAAUUCUGAAAUGAGAAUUGAUUUUUUUUCUCAAAACAACAGAUCUCUGAACAAUUAGUUUCUUCACACCAGAUUUGCAUUUUAAUUCAAGCUAAUUGCAUGUGUUUUGGCCCGUGCAGAAGAGUAAGGACUAAAUGUGCAUGGUUUUGCUCAUCAAAACUUGCUAAUCAAAGUUGAUUCUCAGAGAAACGGUCAUAUUCUUCACAACUAAACAUUCUUUUACGCAUUACAUGCAAAAUGAUUAAUUCAGUUAGCAAAA
Molecule: messenger RNA, 1352 nt
Organism: Labeo rohita (rohu)
Lineage: Eukaryota; Metazoa; Chordata; Actinopteri; Cypriniformes; Cyprinidae
Gene: cacng4a
Product: calcium channel, voltage-dependent, gamma subunit 4a
Exons: 4
Coding region: 49-1035 (328 amino acids)
Biological process (GO): regulation of AMPA receptor activity; postsynaptic neurotransmitter receptor diffusion trapping; positive regulation of synaptic transmission, glutamatergic
Cellular component (GO): postsynaptic density membrane; voltage-gated calcium channel complex; AMPA glutamate receptor complex
Molecular function (GO): voltage-gated calcium channel activity; channel regulator activity
Source: RefSeq, a predicted model, not a curated record